GUGUGUCAAAGGAAAAGAGGAGAGAUUUUUGCUCGGAGGAUCAGUUGGGAUUUUAGAAAUUUUUACCUUUUUGAGCGCCCCCCACACCCGCAGACAUCAUGUGUACAGGAGCCUGUUCUAAGUUCAUCGCCAUCCCGCUCUACAUCCUGGCUGCAGUGUCCAUCAUCUGCAACAUCAUGCUCUUCUUCCCUGACCUUGACACGCAGUAUGCAGCCCAAGACCGGGAGGGGAUGGAGCGCAUCACGGUGGAGGUCAAAUACAUGGCAGGCCUCAUAGGAGGAGGAAUCCUGGUCCUCGUUCCUGCCAUCCACACUCACCUGACCAGCGCUAACAACUGCUGCGCCAACCGCUGUGGGAUGUUCCUGUCCAUUGGUUUUGCAGCAGCUGGUGCGGUGGGGGCCAUUUACAGUCUGAGUGUGGCUGCCCUGGGCCUGUCUAAUGGGCCAACAUGCCUUUGGAGCAAUCUUCAAAGCCCCCUUCCUCAAUGGGGGACACCCUUCGCCAGCGGUAACGGGAGCUACCUGGGCGAUAAAGCAAUGUGGCAAUGGUGCAAAAAACCAGAGAAUGUGGUUGAAUUCAACGUGGGACUGUUCUCCACUCUGCUGGUGGCGGCCUGCUUUGAGCUCGCCCUCUGUCUCAUCCAGAUGGUCAACGGACUCUUUGGAUGUCUCUGUGGCACCUGCGGUGGCAAGGAAUAAGCUUACUGUGACACACCACGACACACCAUGACCUCUUGAAGAAUAAAUGACAGGGAUCAUCAUCACAUUCAUCAACUCAAUUCAUCACCACUAUCAUAACCUACUGUAUCAUGGGGGGGUUUGAGAUAGGGGUUGAACGUCUCUAUAAACACAGUCCUAUCUGUCCAAAUCCUCAUUAUUCUUAUUACUAAUUCUUCAAAAGGAAUGACUGGGAUGAUCAAUAAAUAUUUCUUCUGUACCCAUUUUAUUAUUCUCAUAUUAUACUGAUUG
Molecule: messenger RNA, 968 nt
Organism: Notothenia coriiceps (black rockcod)
Lineage: Eukaryota; Metazoa; Chordata; Actinopteri; Perciformes; Nototheniidae
Gene: tm4sf21b
Product: transmembrane 4 L six family member 21b
Exons: 5
Coding region: 99-698 (199 amino acids)
Cellular component (GO): membrane
Source: RefSeq, a predicted model, not a curated record